CAACUCGUUCAAGAAAACUAGUAAAACAAGCAGGCAUUUAAUGGAGCAUCGAUAAAUGACAGCCAUCAAGCGGAACGACCUUUGGAGGUGGAGUAGUCUGUAAACAAAUUGACAUGCUAAAAUUUGCGGCAAGAGGCAUAAUUACAAAGGUCACAGCAUGGAGGUGCUUACAACAGCAGACUUUCAGGUCACAUAAAUUCUCCACAAACUCCCAUGUCUUUUUUCAUCCCCCUUCAUUACCACACAGAUGGAACCCUAAAAGCGACUUUUUGAGUACCAGACCCAUCACCUGGGGGCUGUCACGCCUCUGUCAUGACAGAGCAGUGGAAGAAAAUCCUCAAGGAGAUGAAAGAAACAGUUUCAGUCUAAAAGCUCUUUUCCAAAGUCCCAAACCAGCCUUGUAUCUUGGUUUCUCUGGACUCAUACCCUUUCUGGCACCCCCAGUUUUAAUGGCAGCCACAAAUACCUUCUACCCUGAAGUUGCUUUUGCUCAGAUGGUUUACGGAGCAUCCAUUGUCUCAUUUCUUGGCGGUGCACGUUGGGGUUUUGCUCUCCCUCAAGGUAGUCCUGCUCUGCCUGAUUGGAAAAACCUGGGAAAUAGUGUGGUGCCAUCACUUCUGGCCUGGAUGGCAUUACUCUGUAGAGACAACAUUGCAGAAGGAGUUUUGGUUGUCAUCAUGGGACUAGGUCUGUCUCUGCACUAUGACCUUACCCUCCUGCCUGAAUACCCUGCCUGGUUCAAAGCACUGCGGACUAUCCUAACUUUGGUGGCUACUUUCUCACUUGUGGCUACACUUGCUCUUAAAAAUAUAUAUUUUGAAAAAGUGAAACAAUAAACAAUUUUUAAA
Messenger RNA from Periophthalmus magnuspinnatus, 848 nucleotides. Its product is annotated as transmembrane protein 69-like. Bases 114 to 836 code for a protein of 240 amino acids. NCBI's taxonomy places the organism in Eukaryota, Metazoa, Chordata, Actinopteri, Gobiiformes, Gobiidae. The transcript is spliced from 3 exons. The record is from RefSeq and is a predicted model, not a curated record.